AUGGCACUCACGACAAAGGUCUUGCUACUGAAAAAUAAAACGGUGCCAAUUGAUCCCUAUGAGUCAGCGUUUGAAGAAAAUGGAUUUUGUCCUGUUUACGUCCCACUAAUCCAGCAUAUGCACUUACCGGAAGACUGUUUGAAGCUUUUGAGGGACGACAAAUACAUAACUCAACUUCAGUACAUUGUGAUCAGUUCUCAGCGGACAGUUGAAUGUAUCAAUGAGUCAAUUCUGCCACGGCUUGCGGAGUCUCAACGUAAGACUCUGCUAAAAAAGACGAUAUACACGGUCGGUCCAGCUACCGCAGAUUUCUUGCAGAGGUGUGGUUUCGAAGACAUUAGAGGUGGUAUCGAUGCAGGAAACGGCAGUAUCCUGGCAGAUUUGAUAAUAGCAGAUUUAGGUGACGUGAUUGCAGCGGAGCCAACUAUGCUGCCUGUUUUGCUUCUCGUAGGGGAAACAAGAAGGGACAUCAUACCUAAAAAGCUAGCUAGUGUAAAGAUACCGUCCCAAGAAAUUAUCAUGUAUAAGACUGAGGUGCUGGGGGAUAACUUGGUUCGAUUUCAAUCGCAUUUCACUUCAAAUGCAUGGGUUGUAUUCUUUAGCUCCCAGGGCACAGUCGAAAUUAUCGACUAUUUGAAAACUCAAUCCGUCCAUGUAGCAAGCAUAGGGCCUACUACUGAAGUGUUCUUGGCCUCUCGCGGAAUUGACCCUCAAGUGGUAAGCACCAAACCAGAGCCGCUCUCCCUCAUAAGCUCUUUGAAAUCCCUAUAG
This is a messenger RNA of Lachancea dasiensis, 771 nucleotides long. Lineage: Eukaryota; Fungi; Ascomycota; Saccharomycetes; Saccharomycetales; Saccharomycetaceae. The record is from the annotation of a GenBank genome assembly.